AUGGAUGCAUGUUACAAUCAUACAAGCUCUCAGAAAAGGAUCGACUUCCCCUUGCAGUUGUUGGUUGGAGCCUGCCUCACCAUCCUCAUCGUGAUCACUCUCUGUGGUAACAUCAUGGUCUGCCUGGCAGUCACCCUUGACCGCCGGCUCCGCAGUUUGACAAACUGCAUCAUUGUCUCCUUGGCCGUCACUGACUUGCUGCUGGGCCUCCUGGUGCUGCCAUUCUCUGCCUUCUAUGAACUGACCAAAGAGUGGCCCUUCGGCAGCACUCUGUGCAACGUCUAUAUGAGCCUGGACGUCAUGCUGUGCACGGCUUCCAUCCUCAACCUCUUCAUGAUCAGCCUGGACCGCUACUUUGCUGUCACCACCCCACUCCGCUACAGUCAGGUGGUCACUCCUCCCCGGGUCACUGUGGGUUUGGUUGUUAUUUGGGCUGUUUCACUGAUGGUCUCCUUCCUACCCAUCCACCUGGGCUGGAACACCAAUGGGACAGCAGUCCAAAACACAGUCCCCAGCUGCAACAAGGAGUGCACGCUGGAGGUGAACCCUGUGUAUGGGCUAGUGGAUGCCUUGCUCACCUUCUACAUUCCUUUGGUCAUCAUGUGCAUCACCUACUAUCGGAUACUCAAGAUAGCAAGGGAGCAAGCCAAGAGAAUAAACCACACAUGGUGCUGCAGCAGCAACAGCCCCAUGCCACCCAUGGUGAAAGAGCACAAAGCCACCAUAACGCUGGCAGUGGUGCUGGGAGCAUUCAUUGUGUGCUGGUUCCCCUAUUUCACAGUGUUUACCUACCGGGGGAUGUGGGGGGACAGCAGGGUGAAAGGCACACCCAUGUCUAUUGUCCUCUGGCUGGGCUACGCCAACUCAGCCCUGAACCCCAUCCUCUACGGGACACUCAACAGGGAUUUUCGGGUGGCAUACCAACACUUAUUGCACUGCUGGAGGAUUGGGAGCCCCAGGGGCUCCUGCCUGCCUCCCUUCCAGAAGGCCCAGUCCAGGGGCAGGACUUGCAGGCAGGGCCAGGGCAGGCAGGAGGGUAAACCCCUGAAACUGGAGAUGAGGAACGGGAAGGGAAUCUUGCUGACUGAUGGAGCCCUCAAGAGCACUGGAGCUUUCCCAUGA
This is a messenger RNA of Indicator indicator, 1122 nucleotides long. It is a transcript of the gene HRH2, whose product is annotated as histamine receptor H2. Bases 1 to 1122 code for a protein of 373 amino acids. Gene Ontology annotation, molecular function: neurotransmitter receptor activity; G protein-coupled serotonin receptor activity; histamine receptor activity. Gene Ontology annotation, biological process: chemical synaptic transmission; gastric acid secretion; G protein-coupled receptor signaling pathway, coupled to cyclic nucleotide second messenger. The transcript has 2 exons. The record is from RefSeq and is a predicted model, not a curated record. Lineage: Eukaryota; Metazoa; Chordata; Aves; Piciformes; Indicatoridae. Gene Ontology annotation, cellular component: membrane; dendrite.